AUGAUCGUGGACUCGGCCUGUAAACCAUUUGAGUGGCGUCUCGUGCAGUCUCACACUGUUCGAGCCGUGCGUGAGCAUCGGGCUGGCGGUCUCAUCGGCGAGUGUAUUCAUGAAGCUCGACCCAACUCGGUCUGGAUGAGGAUGCGAGUUUCUCAAGAUGCGAACAUAGCUGCUCAUUCCACCUCACUCAGUCGCAUGAGAACUACCAACACAACCACCAAUACUGACCAACAUCCACCAACAAUGGCAUCCAAUAUCCCUUCCGCUGCUCGCGAUCCUGCUGUACCUUCUGCGGAUGGCACAUGCGACUUCUACAAUUUGCCUCGUGAGCUGCGCGACGAAGUCUACAGCUUCGCUUUCGCGGGUCAGCGAGUCAUGCUCGCUCCAGCCGUUGGAGCUGUAAUCGGUCGUCCAGUCUACCACACUGUGUCAAAGCAAUGGCAUCAGGAAGCGAUGCCGAUAUUCCUUCGCCAAGUCACCGCGGUCAUAGGAUUGAGAAGUCAAUUGAAAAAGUGCAUAGAGGCAGCUGAGCGGAAGAACAACAUCGCCGACAUGGUUCUGGUGCUUCCAUGUGGAGACUUACGCUGCGACAACUCCUGCGGCAGCGCGUACAGGUUGCCCCAAUAUAACGGCACGAAGAGGCUAGAAAACUGGAUUACCGACACGCGUAACGAGGCAGCAGGACUGGCUGAGAUUCUGACGCCGUGUGCGAGACUGAAGUGCCUGGCAGUCCAAACGCAUUGUGGCUGGAUUAACGCCUUUCGCAAAUGGGUUCAGGAGGCAGAACAUGCACCACACACCCAAGGUCUCAUGUAUUUGAUCAACGAGCUGCUCAUCCAGCUCGAACUUCUGGAAGGCGUCAGUGUGACAUUCCGCCGAUCAAUACAUAAGGACGACACAUACGACACGGCUCACGAUGAGAUUUUGAGAGAUGACGUUCGAGUUCUGGAGAAACACUUCAACAAGAGCUCGGCGUCACCGCGCACAUGA
Messenger RNA from Fulvia fulva, 990 nucleotides. RefSeq lists its product as uncharacterized. The record is from RefSeq and is a predicted model, not a curated record. The coding region runs from base 1 to 990 and encodes 329 amino acids. Lineage: Eukaryota; Fungi; Ascomycota; Dothideomycetes; Mycosphaerellales; Mycosphaerellaceae. The transcript is spliced from 3 exons.